AUGCUUCUCUUCGGUCUUGUCUUGUUUCUGGCGUCGGCUUGCACCGCCCGCGCAUCCACCUACCAUGGCUACACCAGCGCGUACAGCUUCGAUGCCAAUCUUUCUCACCAGCCCGACUGGAUGGCCCGUGUCCCCGACGCGGCCAACAUCACCAGUCUGAGCAUCCCGGGCACCCAUGACACCAUGACAUACAACCUUGACAGCCGAGUGCUGCAGUGCCAGAACUGGAAUCUGACGGUGCAGAUGGAGGCCGGACUGCGGUACUUUGACAUACGCGCCCGGGUCAAGGAGAACCGCCUGCACAUAUACCACGGGAAGCAAAACACCGGCUUCACAUUCAAGCAGGUCCUGCUGCAGAUGUUUGAGUUUUUGGACAAGCACCCCUCGGAAAUGAUCAUCAUGCGUCUCAAGAAAGAAGGAGCCCCGGUCGGCCGCGAUUCGUAUUCCUUCGAAGCGGCCUUGAACUACGCACGUCUCCAAGACAAGGACACCAAGGACGGCGCCAAAAAACACGUCGCCUUGUACGCGGAUAGCCGCAAACCCAUCCCAACGCUCGGCCAACUGCGCUCCAAGAUAUUCAUUCUCCAGGAUUUUAAAUGCGCAAAGGGGGUGACCUAUGGGCUGACCUGGGACGGUCCGCAAAUGGUGCUCGAAGACAACUUUGCCAUCCAGGGCGAACGUCGUCUGGCCACCAAAUGGGCCGCUGUCGACAUGGCGUUGAAUAGAGCGAACCAGGGCCCCUUGAAAAAUGACCGCCUUUAUGUGACGCAUAAUUCGGCUGCGAUUGGCGUGCUGCCCAUCCAGGCGGCCGCUGGGGUCCUGAAUAAGGCGCAGGUCGGAAUGAAUUACAGGACAGGCGAAUGGCUGGAUGCACAUAUUGAUGAUAAGACGUCGAUGAGGACUGGCAUCGUGAUAUUCGAUUUCCCGGGAAAGAAGUUGAUUGAUAGUGUGCUUGCUUGGAAUAAGCACGUUGGGGCCAAGUUGCCGCUGUGA
Molecule: messenger RNA, 993 nt
Organism: Metarhizium brunneum ARSEF 3297
Lineage: Eukaryota; Fungi; Ascomycota; Sordariomycetes; Hypocreales; Clavicipitaceae
Product: 1-phosphatidylinositol phosphodiesterase
Biological process (GO): lipid metabolic process
Molecular function (GO): phosphoric diester hydrolase activity
Source: RefSeq, a predicted model, not a curated record